CAGCGCCCUCCCGCCCUCCAUCGAGCAGAAAUAUCGAAUAUUUCCUCCAGGAGACCGCAUGCGCUGAGGACGGUGGCGUAGAGCUUGCCCCGUUUACCCUGGACCCGCUGCCGUCACGGCUAUUUACCUGCUCUCUUGGCGACCUUGGCGCGAACUUCAUAUUAUCACGAUGUGGGCACGCAUGAUUCUGACGCCUUUCCUGUUCGCACUCGCCGCGCUCGCGGAAAACACGACGGACGAUAGUGAUGUAACCUGGGCCUCUGACCCCAUGCUCCGCUACCGCCCGCCCUUCAUCGAAUCCCUGCCGGUACAGAUCCUCAUCACCGGCAUCAUCUUUGCCCUCGUCGCCGUGCUCUUCGCCCAUCUCCUCUUCACCUGUCAAUACCACUGGCACCUUGCACCGAUCAACUACGUCCUUCAACUCGCCUCCGUCCUCUCGCUCCUCAUCAGCCUCAUUGCCUGCCUCCGCGUCGUCUGCCAGAGUACGAUCACCGAAUCCAAGAAAUGGCCCUACAUGCUCUCCUACAUCGCCGUCGAUCUACCACCCUUAGACCCGAAUCUCACAGACCCGCUCUGGCCGAAGAGCGAGCUUGCGGCCUGGUACAUCAUGGACGCCACCACCUCGGGCCUCAUCCAAAUUACGCACAUUCAGUUCCUCACCCUCCUCUACCCGUCCGACCUUGAAAAGCGGCUCAUCCUCGGCCUCCUAGCCCCGCUCGCGCUCACCUCCGCCGUGAUGGAAGUUCUUCCCAUCAUCGACUCCGCGCCCGUGGCGGGCAUGGCCGCCUCCGUCUCCAACGUCUGCAACGCAACACUCUCCCUCCUCUUCACCGCCUCGCUCUUCCUCUACGGGUUGCUCGUCAAUCGUUCCCAGGCCUGGCGCACGGACGGCGGCACCGCCGCCUUCGGCGCCGCCGCGCUCACCCUCGCCGUCCUUUCCACCUUCCUCACCUUCCUCUACAUCCCGAGUCAGGACCAGUACACGUGGAUGCAAGGCCUCAUCUGGGCGGUCAUCAUGUGGCAGACGUUCAUGGGCUGGUGGUGGUGGGUCGGCGCCGGCAUGGGAGGCGAGGUGCAGGAUAUGGUCGAGCGCGAGGAGCGCAGGCGGGACAGGAGGCGCAAGCGCGGCGAGCGCGCAAGGCGCCAGCGCGAGAGGGCGGCGAGGGUGAUACGCGGCGUCGGCGACAGGCUCGCGUGGCGCGGGCACGUCCACAUCGGGAGAAGCCACAGCACGUCGUCGGGCCCGUCCGGCGAGGUCGACGUGAGCGCCGUCGCGAGUGGAGUGGAUACGCAACUCGGGUCUGGCGCGAUAAAACGCGGGGCGACGCCGCCGAGACCGGGGGUGCAUCGGACGGCGUCGGCGUCGUCUGUGCCUACCCUCGCGUCAUCCUCCACGGACGAGGAGAAGCUACCAGCGCGACGCGCGUGGCCGUUCGACGCAUGGUGCGCGCGUUGGCGGCGCGCGCAUAUGCUCGCUGUACGGAGACGCGCGGAGGCGGAGGCGCCGCGGUUACACCAGGCGUAUGGAUAUCCGCCACCGGCUGGCUGGGGCCCGACGCCAAAACAGGCGGAUGGGGAGAGGGGCCACGUGGAGAUCGAGAUCGAGAUGAGGGCGCCGGGGGAGAGGGAGGAGAGCGCGGAGAGGAGAGAGGAGCGCGAACGGAGACAGUCGAUGUGGUGGUGGGGCCCGCUCAGGCGAUGGAGGUUACAGGACUCGACGCGGUAUUGAAGACCUUCUGCACGAGACUUGCAUGAGCUAGCUGUAUUAUCAUCGUUGGUGUGUGUAUUCAUAGAUUUUGGGAUGAUGAUC
Molecule: messenger RNA, 1810 nt
Organism: Punctularia strigosozonata HHB-11173 SS5
Lineage: Eukaryota; Fungi; Basidiomycota; Agaricomycetes; Corticiales; Punctulariaceae
Exons: 2
Coding region: 170-1729 (519 amino acids)
Source: RefSeq, a predicted model, not a curated record